AUGCCCGCCAUCGACCCCAGCGUCGCCAAGGUCCUCGACAGUCGCCGGCCAACCCACGAGGACGACGACGAAGAUGCCCUCAUCGCGGAGCUGGAAGACGAAGACGAUGGCGCCUUUGAUGCCCUUCGCGAACGCCGUCUCGAGCAGCUGCAUGCUGAGAUUUCACGCGCCAAACUCAUGAAGGAGACUUCGCACGGCACGUACAUGGAGAUCAAGGACGAGAAGCAGCUCAUGGACAUCACGACUUCGACAAAACUCUGCGUGGUGCACUUCAUGAAACCCGACUUCAAUCGCUGCCGCAUUAUGGACGAAAAGCUGGCCGUGCUGGCCGAGAAGCAUUUCGACACGAGAUUUGUGAGCAUCAAUGUUGACAAUGCUCCGUUCUUGGUGGUCAAGCUGGGAGUUCAGGUCUUGCCGUGCGUCAUCGCGUUCAAGGAUGGGGUGGGCUUGGACAGGAUCAUUGGGUUCGAAGGUGUUGGACGGAAGCCAGACACGAUCACUGCGAGUGAGGUGGAGGCACGUCUGCUCACCUGUGGUGUCCUUGUGCGGGCGAAGAUGAACGAAGACGAUGACCGAAGACGUGCAAGGCAGCAGGAGCAGGCCGAAGACGAGUAUGAUGACGACUGGGAUUGA
Messenger RNA from Zasmidium cellare ATCC 36951, 633 nucleotides. RefSeq lists its product as uncharacterized. The transcript has a single exon. Gene Ontology annotation, cellular component: cytoplasm. Lineage: Eukaryota; Fungi; Ascomycota; Dothideomycetes; Mycosphaerellales; Mycosphaerellaceae. Bases 1 to 633 code for a protein of 210 amino acids. The record is from RefSeq and is a predicted model, not a curated record.